GUGGGAGUCGUUAUUUGUGUACAAUACGAGACAGUUUAGGGUUACUUGCUACCUGUUUCCCUUCCGUUCAAAACAUCUCCUCGGCCUUCCGCUGAUCUUUUCUCCGUAUGUGAUGCUGUCUAGAGCCUUCAGUGUCCGAAGCACUUCCCGUCCGACACGGAGGAUUCAACCAGGGAUACUACCCAUGCGACCGGUGAAAGGUUUGACAGCCCUGAUGAGUCUAAUCUAUACCUCCGUUCAUACUUUCUUACGCUAUCCCUCCUACCAUGCCUCUCUCCCAGCGCUGCUUACCCUAAUCCUUUCCAGGCUGGCAUGCGAUGUGCGUGACUACGGAUGGAGCACCGUCGCUGUUGACGACCUCUUGGAACCAGGAGUAUGCACUACUUGCCCUUAUUCGCUACGGUGGCAUCCUAGCAAGACCUCGAUGUCUUUUGACUCGCUUCCCUCAUCGUCGACCACACACCAAAGCCCUAAGACCAUCCCGAUGAUCCCAGCGACUUCCCGACCGGUCGAUUAAUAUUGAUGCCCAUCGACGAUCUUCAAUGAUCUGAAUCCCUCACCGGUCGCAAAUCCAUGACAACGUCGCCACGACUUCCGGAUAGCCAUCUCUGAUCGCCAAGGGCCCUCGGAUCCACCCCAUCUCCAGCCUCAUGUCCAUCUUCCGACUUCCGUCCCUAAAUACAACAGCCCCAGCUUUCUCGACACUG
Aspergillus sclerotioniger CBS 115572 is the source of this 707-nucleotide messenger RNA. RefSeq lists its product as uncharacterized. The coding region runs from base 113 to 517 and encodes 134 amino acids. The transcript has 3 exons. Lineage: Eukaryota; Fungi; Ascomycota; Eurotiomycetes; Eurotiales; Aspergillaceae. The record is from RefSeq and is a predicted model, not a curated record.